GUAUUUUGCAGCUCAUCAGCAAUAUGGGAUUAACAAGUCGGGCGCUAUCGCUAUCCAUCACAUUUAAAUUACAGCAAAUCACUUUAGCCUUCCUUAAUACAAAGAAAUAUUUUGCAAGUUUAGAUAGGACUCAUUCCUAUUGUGCAUGCUACAACCGAUGAACAUUUUUGUCGCACAAUAUUAACGAACUAUUUUCGUUGUAAGUGUCGCUUCUCGUGGAUACAGUCUGUGCUUAUGGUUUGUGGGCUGGUACCAGCAGCUGUUGUAAAUAUAGUCGUGUUUAAAAAGCGACUGUUGUAGUCUAUGGCAGAUUUCCUUUUUGGAAUCAAAAUAUAUAAGCCGAUGCACUGGUUACAAACAUGGCGAGAUGCAGAUUGAAGAAGACCGUUGAUCUGUUUGUUUUAUGAAACCAGGGAGAGUUGGCUGGCUACAGCUGUCAGUGAUUUAGUUAUUCUGCUGUGAUGUGAGGAAGAAGCAUGUGACUGACUGAAAGUGGAGCCACGUACUUUCAGUUGAGAUUUACUUGGUGGACUAUUGCCAAGCUAACUGUGGAGCAAUGGCAGAUGAAAGGGAAGAGAACACAAUUAUUUGUAAAGGACGUGGGCCGUACAUUUCACACAUUACAAACCCCACUGUGAAUCUUCUUAUCCGAGGAGUUGUACUGUUUGCUAUUGGUGUCUUUCUAGCACUUAUAUUAAAUUUGCUACAGGUUCAAAGGAAUGUAACUUUAUUUCCACCUGACGUGAUUGCUAGUAUAUUCUCUUCUGCUUGGUGGGUUCCUCCUUGCUGUGGUACAGCAUCAGCUGUAAUUGGCCUGCUGUACCCUUGCAUUGAUAGUCAUCUGGGAGAACCUCACAAGUUCAAGAGGGAGUGGUCCAGUGUAAUGCGGUGUGUUGCAGUCUUUGUGGGCAUAAACCAUGCCAGUGCUAAGGUGGAUUUUGCAAACAAUAUUCAGCUUUCUCUCACACUUGCAGCACUCUCCAUUGGACUGUGGUGGACUUUUGAUAGGUCACGUAGUGGUUUUGGUCUUGGCAUAGGAAUUGCUUUCCUUGCUACAUUGGUGUCACAGCUACUAGUAUACAAUGAAGUGUAUCAGUACACAUCACCAGACUUCCUUUAUGUCAGGUCUUGGUUACCGUGUAUAUUUUUUGCUGGUGGGAUAACUAUGGGAAACAUUGGACGUCAGCUGGCUGUGGUUAAUCCCUCUAGACCAGUAUUGGGAUCCGUGUUUACAGAUGGUGAUACUAGAAAAGAACUGAGAGUAAUGUGCUGUAAAAGACCCUACAUGGAGAAUGGGGAAGUGUUUUUAAAACGCAAAACAUUUAAUCUACACUGUGUUGUACUGUACUGUACUGUAACAUGUAUGAAUACAAGGCUACUCAAGAAAAGCAUCAUCAAGACUGAGAAGAAAUAAAGAAGAUGGCCAUUUUGAAUUAAAAUACUGAACAACAUGCCAAAAGUGUAAAAAGAUGCAAAUAAGACACCGUUUGCAAAAGAAAUCAACUUUUCCCUCAAAGUUGUUAUAUGUGCAAUCUGUGAUUGCUGUAUGUAUAAAAGAAUCAUAGGCUAUGUGAAAUGGCAGUAUUUCUAAUAGCUACACUUAUUAGACAGAAUGCAAAAUU
Protopterus annectens (West African lungfish) is the source of this 1622-nucleotide messenger RNA. It is a transcript of the gene INSIG2, whose product is annotated as insulin induced gene 2. The coding region runs from base 557 to 1414 and encodes 285 amino acids. The transcript is spliced from 8 exons. NCBI's taxonomy places the organism in Eukaryota, Metazoa, Chordata, Ceratodontiformes, Protopteridae. The record is from RefSeq and is a predicted model, not a curated record. Gene Ontology annotation, biological process: SREBP signaling pathway; cholesterol biosynthetic process; SREBP-SCAP complex retention in endoplasmic reticulum. Gene Ontology annotation, cellular component: endoplasmic reticulum; SREBP-SCAP-Insig complex.